This is a messenger RNA of Argentina anserina (silverweed cinquefoil), 1000 nucleotides long. RefSeq lists its product as uncharacterized. NCBI's taxonomy places the organism in Eukaryota, Viridiplantae, Streptophyta, Magnoliopsida, Rosales, Rosaceae. The record is from RefSeq and is a predicted model, not a curated record. Bases 252 to 941 code for a protein of 229 amino acids. The transcript is spliced from 2 exons.
CCUUUCUUAGUUUCUCUUCUUCAUUUUAUAAUUGGUCUUACUCAUCUGAGAACUAGUAAUUGUUUCUGCUUUAAGAUAUGUUUGAUAUGAUAGUGCUCAUGCUGAUUCUGUGUGUUUGUAACUUUGUAUAUGUACCCCAUAUUCCAAAGUUUGGAUAUUUUGUGUAUUCUGGACGCUGGAAUGAGAUUCUGGGAUUUUAAGAGUCUCAUCUUUUGCUCCUACAAAUUGGUGAUACUUUUUCAGUAUCAACUAUGUUGAAGUCACCUAGUAGAAACCAGAGGGUAAAAGGCUUCAAGGUGAAGCAUGCUGUUCAGAUAUUGUUGUUGGUUACUAUAUGCAUCUGGCUGGUUUACCAACUGAAUCACUCCCAUGGUAAAAAAAUACUUGAAGUGAGCUCUGCAGACAAGAUAUCAGGACAAGUGCAAAAUGAGCAUGGAUUACUAGAACUUGGGCGAAAGGGACUCCAUCCUCGUGUGGAAGAAACUCCGGUGGGUGUUGAAAGCCAUACGGAAAAGGAAGAAUCUGAAGAAGAGCUGGAUGAGACUAAAGCUGAUGAAACUGAGGAGGAAGGAAGAGGAGGUGAAGAUGAAGUUGACGGGCAUGUUCAAGAGAAAUCUGUGGAGGAAUCUGAGGGGGUAGAGGAUUUGAUUGAUGAAGAUGAUACGGAGAGAGAAGAAGUGGAAGAAACUGCAGAGAGUGAUGAGAAAGGAAAUGAUUUAGAGGAUCAAGUACAAAUUAAAGAUACAAGGUAUAGCCAAGAGGCAAGAGAGGAGCAAUACAAGGGUGAUGAUGCAUCCAGUGCUGUGAAGCAGAACAUCCUUACUAUAAGCAACCAAAUCGAAGUUGGAAGCUUGAGACGAGUGAAGGAAGAGGAGGUAGACAGUGCAGAACUUAUUGACUUACGGGAAGAUUCUAAAGCCAGUGGUGAAAAAAAGAGGUAAGCAGUUUGGUUCAGUUCAGUCAAGAUAGAUGGCCAAACAUAUGCUGCUUCAUCAAAUAA